This is a messenger RNA of Sclerotinia sclerotiorum 1980 UF-70, 1392 nucleotides long. RefSeq lists its product with no specific name. NCBI's taxonomy places the organism in Eukaryota, Fungi, Ascomycota, Leotiomycetes, Helotiales, Sclerotiniaceae. Gene Ontology annotation, molecular function: TBP-class protein binding. The record is from RefSeq and is a predicted model, not a curated record. The coding region runs from base 1 to 1392 and encodes 463 amino acids. The transcript has 3 exons.
AUGCCAAGUCCUUCUGACUCACAUUAUGAAGGAACAAGAGGUACAUCUGAAGUAUCUCUCCAUUCUAAUGCUCCAAGGCUAGGAAUUUUCAAUGCGCCAAUCCCGCCAUUUCAGUCGCAGCAAAGUUUGGAAAGCCCGCUGAAGGAAACAAGACCCUCAGAUCUCCAGAAUGAACGCACUGGAGAAAAUUCCACACCUUCUGGUGUUAAUUCUUUGGGCGAAAGGUAUGGCACUGUGCCGACUCCGGGGAGCUAUUAUAGACAAUACUUGAAAUUUGUGGAAAAGCAGUCGAAAAUUGGGGACUUUUCCGAAGCCAAGCACAAGGAAGAGAGAGAAACCGCUGCAACCCCUGCCACUUCUAAUUCGUCGGUUGAAUCAAGCUCUUUUCAAUUUCAAUGUGAUGGAAUGAAAGAUCUUCCUGAGGGUCGUAUCUAUUCAAGUUCUUCUUCGGGCCAAUCGAGUAGUGACGAGGAACUAGAGGCUAAAACAUUGCGAAAUAAACAUCGUAUGACCUUUCUCAUCGGUUGUCGAAAAAUCAAAGACGAUUGCAAAGCUGGGAAUUUUCCGGUGAAUGUUGUCAACAGAGCAAAGUACCUAUGGGAAAUUCUCUUCGAAGCCAAGGACUAUUGCCUCUGCUUUGAUGGAAUAAUGGGUAAAUUGCAAGCCUUGCUUGUUGCUCUGUGCAUCUAUACUGCAUGCCAGCAGUGCAACUUUUCUCGAACCUUCACUGCAAUUCGUAUUCUCACAAAUACUUUGUCAUCAGAAUACGAAGAGUCAAUCGAUAAAUCUCUUGAGAUUCUUCGGGAGUUCAGGAUUGAGACGCAAUGCUCCUGCUUGAGAACUUUUACCCCAGAAUUGCUGUCAGGUCUGCAUAAGCUACAUAAGGAAAGUAUGUCAAGUGGCACAUUGGAACCAUUGAAGUCAUGUAUGAGAUGUUCGGAGGCAUAUCCCAUGAGCUGUGCGACUAAGUCCAAUGCGCUUAUUGACACUCCUAAGCCAGGUGAUUUGGUUUGUCGACGAUGCGUCCCCUGCACUAUCCACCCUCACGUGGAGCAAAACCCUUUGAACUUGGCAGAUAAGGCCUUGAGACUCGCUUUCAGCAGUGCUGUUUCCAAGGAUAGAAAAAGGAUUGAAAAGGAAUCAAGCGCUGAUUCAUCAGGUGACGAGAUGAGCGGAACCUCCCGACAAGGACAACCAGAAGCCAAUAUUACAGGCAACAGGAAGUACCGCAAAGUCGCAAAAGAAUUAAAUGACGUUCACGAUGCAUACGUUGCCGCUCUCGAAGACAAUUCCUCUGAAACUACAAUGCCAGAUUCGCCGGCUCAAAAUCAACAAAUAGAAACCGAGACAUCCUUAUUUCCUAUAGAUAUUGCUAAGAAACGGAAGAUGUGA